AUGUCGGGCCAAAGAACUUCUCCGCUGAAGAACUUCUUUGCGGGCGGUUUCGGUGGCAUGUGUUUAGUGACAGCCGGACACCCGUUGGACACAAUCAAAGUACGGCUGCAGACGAUGCCUAUACCCCCGGCCGGACAGACAGCCCUAUACUCGGGAACCUUUGACUGCGCGAAGAAGAUUGUCGUGAAAGAGGGAGUGUUGGGUCUCUACAAAGGAAUGGCCGCUCCUCUCACGGGAGUCACCCCUAUGUUUGCCGUCUGUUUCCUCGGCUUUGGUAUCGGAAAGCGUAUACAACAGACCGAUGCCGACGACCCCUUGACUUUAGUACAGCUCUUCAAAGCGGGAAUGAUUUCCGGGGUCUUCACGACAGCCAUUAUGGCUCCGGGAGAGCGCAUCAAAUGUCUGCUUCAGGUGCAGGCGGCCAAUACCGGCGCCCAAAUUAAAUACAAGGGUCCCAUCGACUGCGCCAAACAACUGUAUGCAGAGGGAGGCCUCAGAAGUAUAUAUAAGGGAACGGCGGCCACUCUGUUGCGGGACGUACCGGCCAGUGGUAUGUAUUUUAUGACAUACGAGUGGUUGCAACACGUGUUGACACCAGAAGGCAAAUCCAGAAGCGAUUUGAGCGCCGGUCGCACUCUUUUUGCCGGAGGAAUGGCUGGAAUUUUCAAUUGGUUGGUCGCCAUUCCUCCCGAUGUGCUCAAGUCUAGACUCCAAACGGCACCGGAGGGUACAUAUCCUAAGGGUAUUAGAGAUGUGUUUAAAGUGAUGAUAAGAGAAGAAGGCAUCCGAGCUUUAUAUAAAGGCGCGACUCCUGUCAUGUUAAGAGCCUUCCCCGCAAACGCCGCCUGUUUUUUCGGCUAUGAGUUGGCCAUGAAGUUCCUCAACAAGUUUGCACCCAAUCUAUAA
Oppiella nova is the source of this 906-nucleotide messenger RNA. The record is from the annotation of a GenBank genome assembly. Lineage: Eukaryota; Metazoa; Arthropoda; Arachnida; Sarcoptiformes; Oppiidae.